UUCGUCUUCCUUUUUCCCAGAUGCAUCCGGAUCAAUAGAAAGCAGCCUGUUGAUGAUUCCCUCCUAAAGGCCUGUAAGGCCGGCGGUCUGGAUUAUUCAGAAUUAGCACUGCCCAAAGAAAUUUCCAUCUGGAUUGAUCCUGGUGAAGUUUGCUGCAGGCUUGGUGAGAACAACCAGUACUUCACGGUGAAGGAUGAGCAGAACACCAGUGGGAAAUCAACACCAGAGCCAGAGACGUCUGACUAUCACUCAGAAUCCCCCUCUGAGAAUUCAGAAGAUGAAAGCCUGGUCAAGCUUCCUAAGACAACAUAUCUGGGCAAAAGUCGGCCAGCUUUGAAACACAGUCCCACACCGCCUACCCAGUAUUUCUACGUUCCAACUCCUCUCUGGGUUCCGUGCCCUCAGAGUGUGGUCAGCUACAUCCCAACCUACCAGCCUGUGCUCUACUACGUUGACAUCCCCUCAAAAUCACCUGUGCCCAGAAAACCCAACCCGACUCUGGUGAAACGCCUCACCAAGCGGGCCUCCAAAGCCUGAAGAUGCGGGAGGCUGAGUGGCAACUUGGUCCCUCAUACACCUCAAGCCUAGAAUUUGGCCUUAUUUACACUGACAUUGGGACCUUUGGGAAGAAAACAACUUUUUUUUUUAUUCUCUUUCAGCUGGUUGCUAACUCUUGGCAAUUCUCUUCCAUGGGGGGAAUUACCAAAAGUUACCCUCUUCACCUCGCCCCCAGGCCGAAAGAUGGGGGUGGCACUGCCUUGUUUCUAUGGUGCCAAACAAGUGUAGCAUUAGCAUUGUAUAUUAUUUAGCACUUCAGCAUAGUAGGGAUAAAACUGGAGACCUGGGUUUCUUCUACGUUGCACUCAGCAGGAUCUAAGAGUUAGAGCAGAACGCAAAGGGGAAUGAGGAAAGAACGAGAGGGGAAAGAAAAACCAGGUCAACAGGCUUCUGCACCUAGCCAACUUUGCUUAAGGUAUUUACUGCUUCUGCAAAACCUGGCUAAUCAUGACUGAAUUAUGUGGGUGUAUCCUGUGAUUUUUUAAAAAAAGGAUAACUUUAAAAAACUUUCUGCUGCUAUCAGCAGAGCAGGGGAUUCUUUGUUGAUGUUUGUUUCAGUCAUUCGUUGCCUCCCCUUCGAGUUGCUACAUCAGGGCAUCUCAAACUACAGAUCAGGAACCUUGGGGGUAGGGGGUGGACAACCUUCUUUUGCCAGGAGGUCAAAACCUGUGUUUUUGGUUUUGUUAAUCCAGCAAGCAAUUGGCCAGUGAAUAUUGCGAUUACUAUUUAAAAAGACACGAUGAAUAAUUUUGAGAGAGAGUUUGUGGGUGAAGUGGUUAAGGCAUCAGGCUAGGAACUGGGAGACCGUGAGUUCUAGUUCCACCUUAGGCAUGAAAACCAGCGUGGUGACCUUGGGCCAGUCACUUUCUCUUAGUCCUAGGAAGGAGGCAAUGGCAAACCAUGUCCAAAAAACUUUGUGCCCAAAACAACAACAACCCUGCAGAGACUUAUCCGUCAGUCUCUUGAGAAUUGGACCUGAUUCCUUAGAAAAAGGAAAAAAAGAGAUUUGGGGAAAAAAGAAAGAUUAGUAAUGACUUUUAGAGCCCACUCUUAACCCCCCCCCCCCAAAAUAAAAUCAUUUGUUUUACUCAUAGUGGCAAGCAGAAAUUAAUUUAUCCUUUUGGGAUCCUGGCAUUGCCAAAUUUGAUGAAUUGUCAGCUAAUCCUGUUUCUGUUAAUGGUGAAGACUUAAAAGAUUGUAUUGUAAAUGCUUGUUAUGUAUUGCUCAUCUAUCCAUGGUUUCAGCUUUUGAACUCAUUAUUUCUACAUUUCCAAAUACUAUGUUUGCAACGGAAGGGCUUGAAAUUAAAGGGAGGAAAAAAAGGGUGGGGGAGAGCUGAUAAUUUGAAAAUAACCCUUUUUAUACCUGAGAGCAAUUUCUGUCCUUGCAAAGAGCGAGCAAGUUAUAUACAAGGCCACAGAAAUAAUACUUAACCUACCUCAAAGAAUGAUGUUAUAAAGAGGGAUAAGUGGGAACAGUUUAAUUAUUGUUAUUAUUAUUAUUUUAAAUAUUUGUAGCUUCUCUGGAAGGACUUGUUGAUGGGCAAAGUAUUAUUAAUGAUGAUUAAUAUAUGUCUUGUAAAUAACGAUCAGGGACAAGUUUUUUUUUUUUAAUUUAUAUAGAAGCAAUGAAAUUGUGUAAAUAAUAUAUUACACCUGCAGCUUGUUUUUAUGCACCAUUGAUACAAUGUAUUUUUUUUGCUUUUUAUAAGAUGCUUUUUCUAUAAAACUUUUAAAAUGAAAUAUUAAAAACAAUAAAGGAUGAAUAAUAAACUA
Molecule: messenger RNA, 2333 nt
Organism: Notechis scutatus (mainland tiger snake)
Lineage: Eukaryota; Metazoa; Chordata; Lepidosauria; Squamata; Elapidae
Source: RefSeq, a predicted model, not a curated record